Molecule: messenger RNA, 1679 nt
Organism: Brachypodium distachyon (stiff brome)
Lineage: Eukaryota; Viridiplantae; Streptophyta; Magnoliopsida; Poales; Poaceae
Exons: 4
Coding region: 250-1422 (390 amino acids)
Source: RefSeq, a predicted model, not a curated record
GCCUUGGACAAGACUCACGGACCAGGGGAAUCCCAGUCCAAAACCCAUACCUCUCACACAACAAGUGGAAUCGAGCACGGGAUGAGGCUCGGGAAUCGGGAAUCACACGCCCACUAAAAAUCUGCCUCAAACCCUAGUCUGGUAAUCCCCCAUCCUCUUCACUGGAUUCCCAUUCCCAAUCCUCUCAUCCCCGCCGACUCCCCGCCGCCGUCUCCCGGCAAGCCGCCACCGCUCGUGAUAUAUACAUCCAUGACAGGCAUGGAUCAGAGUGAGAGCUCCAAGAUUGUGCGCGGCAGAGGCAGGAACAAGAGGAAGUGGACAGGGGAUGAGGACGAGGAGCUCGUGAAAGCCCUGUGCGAGGUGUCUCUUGAUCCUAGGUUCAAGGUGGAAGGAGGAGGGUUCAAGAACUGCUACUCUCAGGGGAUCGAGAGCCUCCUCGCGCAGAGGCUGCCCGGCCGCGGCAUCAAAGCCAGCCCCCAUGUCGAUUCUCGGUUGAAAGUGUUGAAGCGCAAGUUCUACUCGAUCAAAGAUAUGCUCGCGUCGCCGGGCUUCUCCUGGGAUGGGACGAGAAACAUGAUCCAAUGUGAGAAGGAACGAUAUGAUGAAUAUUGCAAGGAGAAUCCUAGAGCCAGGGGUAUGUAUGGUAUUCCAUUUCCACAUUUUGAUACAUUUGAUGCAAUAUAUGGCAAGGAUAGAACUGCCAGAGAAGGGGCCGAAGUGUCCGAAGCAGCAAGUGCCGACAUGGAGAAUGGAAAUACAAGUGGAGCUGGAGAUGAGGAUAGGAUUUCCACUGGGCCAUCUGGUCGCUCCUUGGACACGACAUCAAGGUGUAAAAGGCAGAAGAAAUGUAACUAUGGUGGGAAAAGGAAGAGGAUCGAAUCAAAUUGCCCGCCUCUCGACAUGUUUAAGGAUAUACGUGGUCAGUAUCACAGUGUCACUCAGCAUGUCAGUAUGAUGGCAGAAGCAAUGGAUCUGUUCAAGGAUGUGCACGGUCACUUUCAGAAUGUUGUUCAGCAUUCUAGCGCAAUGGCCGCAGCAAUGGAGGGUUUUAAGGAUGCACAUGGUCGCUUUCAGAGAGCUGCACAAAAUGUCAGCACAGCCGCAGCAGCCAUGGAGCGGUUCAAGGACGCUCAUGAUCAUUUUCAGAGCGCCACUCAGAAUGGCAGCACCAUUGCAGCAGUGAUGGAGUGUGAUACUGAUAUGCAGCAGACGUUGACACCUGAGGAGCCCCAGCGGGAUCCCAAAGUAAGAGCUAUUGCGGAAAUGCAAAAGCUUGGGUUUACUGGAGGCGAAGUGGUCAAUGCGGCAAGCGUUUUUGCAAAGGAACCAAACCAGAUGGAAAUGUUUUUAGCACUCCCUGAAAUCUAUAAGAGGGGGUACAUACUCCAGAUGCUCAACGCUGGGCAAUCCCUCCAGUUUUAGCUUGAACCUUGAAGCAGUAUGUGAGCCGUGAAGCUCUGCAAGUACUAAAUCCAGUCUAGUUGCCGCACUGCCAAUUUGUAGCUGUACAUUUGUAAAUGGUUUAGUUAGUUCUCUGGCGCUCGUAUGUGCGUCUUGACCUUCCGUUGUUUUUGCAACGGUUAUUCUGUGACUGGACGAUGCUUUUAUCAGUAUCAGAAUUCUAGAACAAAGUAAUGGUCAAUCUAUCAGUUGCCGUACGAACCAAAAGCCUUCAAGAA